AUGGAUGAUUUACCUGCUCACAGGGAGCGAGGAGAAUAUUUCAACUUUUCCGGGAAUAACAAGUUGCCAACUAACUGGGUGAAAAAACAACCGCUACAAAUUCAGGUCGAGAAUACAAGCUUCACAUCCACAGCCAUCGAAACAUAUCAGCUAGAUGUUGAGUCUACUGCUCUUAUCCGCGCUGCGGAAGAUAUCCUUUCAUUAACACGUUCCAUGAAGGAAGCAUGGCUAUUCGGGAAAUUAGAUACCCUCGGGGAGAACGAGAGGGAUGUGCAGAGGAGGGAGGCGCUGGAGAGGGAUGCGCUGACCGUCAAGAAUGCCAUUGAAAAUGGCGUGGUAUCGACGAUGAAAUAG
Molecule: messenger RNA, 354 nt
Organism: Histoplasma capsulatum G186AR
Lineage: Eukaryota; Fungi; Ascomycota; Eurotiomycetes; Onygenales; Ajellomycetaceae
Exons: 2
Coding region: 1-354 (117 amino acids)
Biological process (GO): regulation of transcription by RNA polymerase II
Cellular component (GO): mediator complex
Molecular function (GO): transcription coregulator activity
Source: RefSeq, a predicted model, not a curated record